Branchiostoma floridae (Florida lancelet) is the source of this 2437-nucleotide messenger RNA. RefSeq names its product zinc finger protein 845-like. Gene Ontology annotation, molecular function: RNA polymerase II transcription regulatory region sequence-specific DNA binding; DNA-binding transcription factor activity, RNA polymerase II-specific. Lineage: Eukaryota; Metazoa; Chordata; Leptocardii; Amphioxiformes; Branchiostomatidae. Gene Ontology annotation, biological process: regulation of transcription by RNA polymerase II. Gene Ontology annotation, cellular component: nucleus. The transcript has a single exon. The coding region runs from base 41 to 2206 and encodes 721 amino acids. The record is from RefSeq and is a predicted model, not a curated record.
AGUCUCAUCACAUCUACAUGAACAGGUCCGUACUGGACAGAUGGAAACAGAUAACAUGGGGGAGCAGACAACAGACACGCCAUGGCAGCAGGACGAAGAAAAGGAUGUUCCAAUCGACGAAACAAGCGGUGUAAACUGUUCAGGGUCUGACGAAGUCUUGCCACAGGAACCUGUACAGAGCCAUACAGUACAGGUGGAAAUUCAUGUGGCAAAACACACCUACAUCUGCUGGAAGUGUGGUUACAGAGCAGAGCAAAGGGAUGUCAUGUUUGAACAUAUGAAAAAGCAUGUUGGAGACAAAAAUCACAAAUGCGACCAGUGUGACUAUUUUGCAACUCAGAAAGGUCAUUUAGAAAAACAUGUCAUGCUAAAACACACCGGGGAGAAGCCCUUCAUGUGUGGGGAGUGCGGAUACAGGACUGCUGUCAGGUCUCACUUAUCUCGACACAUGAAGAACCAUACGGAUACAGGCGUAAAGCCCUUCAAAUGUGACCGCUGUGACUAUUCUGCUGCACAGAAAAGACAUUUAAAGGAACACGUGAAAACAAAACACACUGGUGAAAAAGCUUACAUGUGUGAUGAGUGUGGUUACAGGGCCGCUUAUAGUAGUGCAUUAGCCCGACAUAUGAGAACGCAUACCGGCGAGAGACCCUACAAGUGUGACCAGUGUGACUAUUCUGCAACACGGAAAUGCCAUUUAGAUGAACACAUCAUGGUAAAACACACCGGUGAGAGACCCUACAUGUGUGAGGACUGUGGAUACAGAGCUGUUAACAGUCGUACCCUCUUCAAACAUAGGAGAAAACACACCGGUGAGAAACCCUACAUGUGUGAUGAGUGCGGGUACAGGACAUCUAAUAGGUAUAGCUUAUCUCAACACAUGAGAACACACACAGGCGUAAAACCCUUCAAAUGUGACCGUUGUGACUAUUCUACUGCACAAAAAUGCCAUUUAAGUGAACACAUGAAGACAAAACACACCGGUGAAAAAGCUUACAUGUGUACUGAGUGCGGUUAUAGGACAUCUCAUAGUUCUUCAUUCUCCCGACAUAUGAGAACACAUACCGGUGAGAAACCCUACAAAUGUGACCUGUGUAACUAUUCUGCCGCACAAAAAUGCCCUUUGGACCAACACAUUAUGGUUAAACACACUGGCGAGAGACCCUAUAAGUGUGACCAGUGUGACUAUUCUGCCGCACAAAAAGGAACUUUAGACCAACACAUCAUGGUAAACCACACCGGUGAGAGACCCUACAAGUGUGACCAGUGUGACUAUUCUGCCACAAAAAAAGGCACUGUAGACACACACAUCAUGGCAAAACACACCGGUGAGAAACCCUACAUGUGUGAAGAGUGCGGGUUCAGGACGGCUAUUAGGUAUAACUUAUCUCAACACAUGAGAACACACACAGGCGUAAAACCCUUCAAAUGUGACCAUUGUGACUAUUCUACUGCACAAAAAUGCCAUUUAAGUGAACACAUUAAGACAAAACACACCGGUGAAAGAGCUUACAUGUGUGAUGAGUGCGGUUAUAGGACAUCUCAUAGUUCUUCAUUCUCCCGACAUAUGAGAACACAUACCGGUGAGAAACCCUACAAAUGUGACCUGUGUGACUAUUCUGCCGCACAAAAAUACCCUUUGGACCAACACAUCAUGGUGAAACACACUGGCGAGAGACCCUAUAAGUGUGACCAGUGUGACUAUUCUGCCGCACAAAAAGGAACUUUAGACCAACACAUCAUGGUAAACCACACCGGUGAGAGACCCUACAAGUGUGACCAGUGUGACUAUUCUGCCACAAAAAAAGGAACUUUAGACACACACAUCAUGGUAAAACACACCGGUGAGAAACCCUACAUGUGUGAUGAGUGUGGGUUCAGGACGGCUAUUAGGUAUAACUUAUCUCAACACAUGAGAACACACACAGGCGUAAAACCCUUCAAAUGUGACCGUUGUGACUAUUCUACUGCACAAAAAGGUAAUUUAAACAUACACGUAAAAACAAAACACACCGGUGAAAAAGCUUACAUGUGUACUGAGUGCGGUUAUAGGACAGGUCAUAAUGCUAACUUGUCCCGACAUAUGAGAACACAUACCGGUGAGAAACCCUUCAAGUGUGACCAGUGUGACUAUUCUGCUGCACGGAAAGGAACUUUAGACCAACACAUCAAAACAAAACACUGGUUAGAGACCCUACAUGUGUGAGGACUGUUGAUACAGAGCUGUUAACAGUCGUGUCCUAUUCAAACAUAGGACAAAACACACCGGUGAGAAACCUUAAAAGUGUGACCAGUGCAACUUUUCUGCUUUGAGAAAAAAUCUUUUAAAACAACAUAUGGCUAAACACAAAAGUGAAAAACCCCACAGUCCCCACAAAUGACAAAACAAUAAACAGUAAAACUUGCAAGUGAAAAAAAAAAGAAAGUGAUCCAUGGG